Messenger RNA from Moesziomyces aphidis, 909 nucleotides. The record is from the annotation of a GenBank genome assembly. Lineage: Eukaryota; Fungi; Basidiomycota; Ustilaginomycetes; Ustilaginales; Ustilaginaceae.
AUGCAGUCGGCCAUCCAGUCGGUGACGCACAACCUGCCGCUCUUCAUCCAGAAGCCUGCCAUCGCGCUCAUCGGCCAAGAAUGCUACACGACGCUCAUCUAUAAUGUCGACCUGAGCUCGAGCCACUGCGUCAAGUAUGCCAUCUCCAAGGCGCUCGGUCUGGGCAUCGUGGUGUUUGGUAGCAUCAUGAAGGUGCCGCAGAUCCUCAACAUUGUCAACGGACGCAGCGCACGCGGCAUCUCGCUGUCCAUGUACACGCUCGAGGUGAUGGCCUACACGAUCUCGCUCGCCUAUGCGGUUCGGUCGCGUCUGCCCUUCUCGACGUACGGCGAAAAUCUGAGCCUGACGCUGCAGAACAUGGUGAUCACGCUGCUCGUCAUCGCCUACACGGCCGACGCACGCACCGGCCGCGUCGACCCGUCUGCACACUCGACCAAGAUUACCGUGGCUGCGGCGCUGAUGGCGGUCGGCUCUCUGGCACUCGCCACGCCCAGCGUCAUCUCGUCGUCGACGCUGACGUUCCUGCAGGCAUGCACGAUUCCGAUCUCGCUCGCAUCCAAGGUGCCCCAGAUGGCGGAGCUGUACAAGGACAAGAGCCGCGGCCAGCUCAGCAGCAUCGUUGUGUUUGCUCAACUGCUCGGCACCAUCGCCCGCGUGUUCACGACCAUGACGGAGACCGACGACAAGCUGCUGCUGUACGGAUUUGGACUCGCCACGCUGUUCAACGCGGUGAUCGCUGCGCAGGUGGUCUACUACUGGAAUGGAGACAAGGCUUUGGCGGAGCAGAAGAAGCGCGAUGGGGAGAAGCUCGGCCUGCAUCCCGCUUCGUCCAGCGUCGCACCUUCCUACGAGCCCUUCACCGUCAGCACCCACGGGCCGGCCAAGAACCGCGGCCGCAAGCUGGAUUAG